AUGGAUGAUGAUGACGACGUGACGACGACGACGAGCGCGUCGCCGCGCGCGACGAAGUCUCCGCGAGUGCCGGCGCGAGGGAACGAUGGUGGCAGCGGCGGCGGCGGCGGCGGCAGCGUUCGCGCGAGCUGGCGGAUGACGGGCGACCUCAACCUUCCGUGGCGCCCGAGGAUCGAUCUGACCGGGCAGACGACGUUCGGGUUUAUAGACGCCGGAGUCGAGCGCGGGUGCUUGAUCGUGGGCUACCGCGAGGAGUGGGGGAUAUCCGCGCUCGAUGCGGUCGCGCAGCUCGUCGCGCCGUUCAAGUGGUAG
Messenger RNA from Micromonas pusilla CCMP1545, 312 nucleotides. RefSeq lists its product as uncharacterized. The coding region runs from base 1 to 312 and encodes 103 amino acids. The transcript has a single exon. The record is from RefSeq and is a predicted model, not a curated record. NCBI's taxonomy places the organism in Eukaryota, Viridiplantae, Chlorophyta, Mamiellophyceae, Mamiellales, Mamiellaceae.